Molecule: messenger RNA, 174 nt
Organism: Neurospora tetraspora
Lineage: Eukaryota; Fungi; Ascomycota; Sordariomycetes; Sordariales; Sordariaceae
Exons: 1
Source: RefSeq, a predicted model, not a curated record
AUGGACCCGGUCAAGGAAAACAUCGACAAAGCGAUGAAUGAAAUCCACAAGACCUGGUGGAACCAUGUAAAUGGUUUGGCCGAGAAGUGGGCCAACCACCCGGACCCUGAAGCAUGGCACAAACACUUCCUCGAGUGUCUCGACAGCAUGGAGCAGGGACCGCCUCCCAAGCCU